Molecule: messenger RNA, 1815 nt
Organism: Suillus plorans
Lineage: Eukaryota; Fungi; Basidiomycota; Agaricomycetes; Boletales; Suillaceae
Exons: 3
Coding region: 1-1815 (604 amino acids)
Source: RefSeq, a predicted model, not a curated record
AUGACGCAUAGACGUCUUUAUGCUCCAGUGUAUACGAAGGACCAUUUCGUUGCGUUUGAAAUUGACUUUCAAACAAAAUCUUUCAGAUGGGGGGAUUCUCUGAAUUCCAAACAGCACGCGCUAGAGCACUUUGUUGAGAAACUCCAAUGGUGGUUCCGUGCGUGCUUCAGUGGAGAAUUUCGCAAUGAUGGACCUAACUUACCCCAUGACCAUCAAAAGGAUCGUACUUCAUGCGCACUAUUUGCAAUCAACACCAUUGAACACAAUGUCUUUGGAAAUACACUUGGCGUCGCUCACCCUGCCCGCGAGCGAGCCAGGUGGUUCUUUUUGACAGCAGAGAGUCAGAUUAAUGGAUCUGCAGAACCAUCGCACACCAACCAUCCCAAUACUAACGCCUUGCUGUUGGGUGAACGUGCCUUCCAUGGACAUGCUGGACCAUCACACGCCAACCAUCCCAAUACCAAUGCCUUGCCAUUGGGUGAACGCGCGCUGAAGCUGCAGGCAGAGGAACGCACAUGUAUCCAGGAAAAAGCUACAAUAUUUUUAGAGAAAAAAAAGCAGGAAAAGGUGCAGCAGGAACUGGCGGAGACAGAAAGGAUUGAUUGCGAACAGAUUGCUCAUGGGAAGGUAGAGACGAUCAGGAUGGAACUCAGCAGGCUCGAGCGCGAGUCUCACGAGAGGGCCCGGCAAGAGAAGGAAGGGUUGGAAAUGUUCCACCAGGACCCUUGGGCGCAUGUGAAUAAUGAUAUUGAAGAUAUUCAGAUGCGCGAUGUGGACGCGUGCGUUACUAGUAUCAUACCGCCUGACCAGUUCAUGAGGCUCAAACCUGCUGAGGAGCUAAACUACCCCCCUCCUGCCCCUUCAUCACUUGUUCCUGUGGCCUCAUCGCGAGCAUCGCCUCUUACAAGCGCAUCAUUUGCGGGCUUUAACCGGAUGAACCACCCCCCCGCUGACACAACAAAAACUCGCUGGUUCAUGGAGCGCCUGGGGCAGUUUGACAUCCCGGAUAGUGUUGACUUAAAGUUCAUCAAGCAUCCCGACUAUCCUUCCUUGCGUGUCGUCUCUCACGGUCGAUUAGUAGUUUUGAAGCGGACUGAAGUCAGACUACGUUUGUGGAGAGCCCAAUAUCCGGAUGUACCGCUCUGGUAUCUAGGCAUUCAUUGUCUGUCCAGAGGACUUGAUUGGCAGGUGUUCGCUCCUGUUUCUAGGCCAGUUGCCUUCGUAUCUCGCCCCGCCCAUCUCAACGUCCGGCAUGCACCGCUGUAUUGGAAAGGGGACGUCUUUCAUGAAUAUCACACUUGGAUCUGGGCCAUGCUUAAUCUUCCGUUCGCACAUCGUUUCCUUAGCAUGGGUGGCAUUGCCUGGCGCAUUGCAUUGCACUAUGGGCCUGAAAGUCUGUUUGCCGCCACCCUGUCGGGCCCGUCCACUGACGCUUGCCUGCACGGUCAUGUACAUCGCAUUGGUGGAGACAUCGACGACAUGGUGACUGACCACGAUGUAGCUCUUCUCUUAGGCGCCACUGACGACACUAGUUUAUGGCCUCCUGUAGAUAUAUUUGAAAGGUACGAGAAGUGGCAAGGGGAGUGGUCUCAUGAGUGGGAGGCCUGGUUCCAAAAACGUCUUCAGGGAAUCCGAAGUGGCGACAAGGAUCUUUUCCUAACCCGUAAAAGGUGGAUCAAACACCGUCGUCGAUAUACUGCAAGGGAGUACGAUGAUCCUGCACUUGUCGGAUCUGAAGGUCAUGCAGCAGGGUUGUGCGCUGAGGCUGAUCGCCUAUAUCCUCCGAUGGAAUCAUAUGCAGCUUUAGUUUACUAG